UAGGGCUGCAGGGUUCUGGUUGAUGCACGGGACAAGCUGGGGAUCCCUUGGCAGUACACGGAGAAUGAGAAGCAUGGGAUGUUUUUGAUGGCUUUUGAAAACAAAGCUGGGAUGCCCGUGGAGCCUGCCACCUUCCAGCUGUACGUGCCUGCCCUGGGCGCGCUGUGGAGGGAUUCGGGGAUCAAGGAAGCCUUCAGCCGCCGGAGCGAGUAUCAGCUGGGCGAAUCGGUGAAAUACUUCCUGGAUAACCUGGAUCGGAUCGGUCAGCUGAAUUAUUUCCCCAGCAAACAAGAUAUUUUGCUGGCUAGAAAAGCCACCAAGGGGAUAGUAGAGCAUGAUUUCAUCAUUAAAAAAAUACCUUUCAAGAUGGUGGAUGUAGGUGGACAACGAUCUCAGCGUCAGAAGUGGUUCCAGUGCUUUGAUGGAAUAACUUCCAUUCUGUUCAUGGUCUCCUCCAGCGAAUACGAUCAGGUUCUCAUGGAAGACAGGCGCACAAACAGACUCGUGGAGUCCAUGAAUAUCUUUGAGACAAUAGUCAAUAACAAGCUUUUCUUUAAUGUUUCUAUUAUCCUAUUCCUCAACAAGAUGGAUCUUCUAGUAGAGAAGGUAAAGACUGUCAGCAUUAAGAAGUAUUUCUCGGACUUCAGAGGCGACCCUCACAGGCUAGAAGACGUUCAGCGGUAUCUGGUGCAGUGCUUUGACAGGAAGAGGAGGAACCGCAGCAAGCCUCUCUUCCACCACUUCACCACUGCCAUAGACACUGAAAACAUCCGCUUCGUGUUUCACGCCGUGAAGGACACCAUCCUUCAGGAGAACCUGAAGGAUAUCAUGUUGCAGUGAAGGAGAGCAGCCCAUGUUCUGUUCGCGUUUGCCGGAGGGUUAGAUCAAAGUUUUUAUCCUUUCUUUAUGGCCCUUGCAUGUGGCGUAGGACCCAUGCUAAUUACUUGGCUCAGGAAUGCUGUAAACUAGCCAGUCCAAACAGAGGAGCUAUAGGCCAGAGGAGUCAAACGUUGAUGUUAGCUACUGAAUCAUUUGGACUAGAAACACUACUGAAACGUGGCCGUUGCAGGUUCUGUACCUAGUUUGGAAUGCUGAAUAACACAACCACCUUCUGCCUUCUUAGAAAAAAGAAAUCUCUAACAAACCAAGUAUGGAAGACACAUCGUUAGAAAUGAAUACGCUCGUUUUCCAGAGACACUGGUCAUACAAACUGCCUUUUUUUUUUUGUAGUUUGGAGGUGCUGAAUCGAUCAAACUAAUCUAAAUGUAAUGAGAUUGGCAGCUGUAUUGGAGAAUGUUAAUGGAAGUUCUAUUCUUAACCCUUAGGAAUAUAACCAGAGCUCGCGUGCAUAUUCAGUUUGGCCAAGGGUCUGGAAUCCACUCAUCAAGGUGGAUGCACAGCUCUUGUCUGAAGGUUUUGCAUGAGUCUCCUGAGGCAAAAGGCUAAAACUGCGCAAGGAAAGCCGUGUUGGAGUAAAUGGGAU
Messenger RNA from Merops nubicus (carmine bee-eater), 1483 nucleotides. It is a transcript of the gene GNA12, whose product is annotated as guanine nucleotide binding protein (G protein) alpha 12. The annotation marks the transcript as partial. Gene Ontology annotation, molecular function: G-protein beta/gamma-subunit complex binding; guanyl nucleotide binding; GTPase activity. Gene Ontology annotation, cellular component: heterotrimeric G-protein complex; brush border membrane. Gene Ontology annotation, biological process: Rho protein signal transduction; adenylate cyclase-modulating G protein-coupled receptor signaling pathway. NCBI's taxonomy places the organism in Eukaryota, Metazoa, Chordata, Aves, Coraciiformes, Meropidae. The record is from RefSeq and is a predicted model, not a curated record. The transcript is spliced from 3 exons.